CGGGGAGGCGGGGCGUGGGCAGGCCGCGGCUUUGUGCCCGAUGGAGUUCCCGGAGCACAGCCGGCAGCUGCUGCGGGGGCUGCGGGAGCAGCGCUCCCGGGGGAUCCUGUGCGACUGCACGGUGCUGGUGGGCACCGCGCCGUUCCCCGCGCACCGCGCCGUGCUGGCCGCCUGCAGCUCCUUCUUCCACCUGUGCUACGCCGAGCCGGGCGGCGCCGGCGGGGCGAGGGGCGCCGUGGUGGCCUUGAACAGCGACAUCGUCACGGCUCCGGCCUUCGCGCUGCUGCUCGAGUUCAUGUACGAGGGGCGGCUGGCGCUGGCGGCGCCGCUGGAGGACGUGCUGGCCGCCGCCAGCUACCUGCACAUGAACGACGUGGUCAAGCUGUGCAAGAAGAAGCUGCAGGCGAGGGGCCCGGCCGAGGCCGACAGCACCAAGCGGGAGGAAGAGGAGGAGGAGGAGGACGCCCCCAGCCCGCCCCCGCCGCAGCCCCCGCCCCACGGCCAAGGUCAGGACACCCGCCCGGGGUGCGGGGGAACGGCGGGUGACGGCCACCCCCCCGGCACCCACCGGGCAGCGGGGAAGCCCCUUCUCCUCAUUUCCCUCGGGGGUGCAGCGGGGCCACGUCCCCCCCGAUCCGCUCCCUGGGCGGGGGGGCUGCAGGUGCCAAGGGACCCCCCGCACCCGCGCGGGUGGCGAGGAAGGGGCUCCCCGGAGGGUCCCCCCUCCCCCCGGCGGUGGCAGCAUCCUCCUCAUCGUCCUCCUCCCCUCCGCGGUGCCCGGAGCGCGAUC
Messenger RNA from Pyrgilauda ruficollis (rufous-necked snowfinch), 790 nucleotides. Its product is annotated as zinc finger and BTB domain-containing protein 3-like. The transcript is spliced from 2 exons. NCBI's taxonomy places the organism in Eukaryota, Metazoa, Chordata, Aves, Passeriformes, Passeridae. Gene Ontology annotation, cellular component: nucleus. Gene Ontology annotation, molecular function: RNA polymerase II cis-regulatory region sequence-specific DNA binding; protein binding; DNA-binding transcription factor activity, RNA polymerase II-specific. The annotation marks the transcript as partial. The record is from RefSeq and is a predicted model, not a curated record. Gene Ontology annotation, biological process: regulation of transcription by RNA polymerase II.